Penicillium bovifimosum is the source of this 1629-nucleotide messenger RNA. RefSeq lists its product as uncharacterized. Gene Ontology annotation, molecular function: flavin adenine dinucleotide binding; thiamine pyrophosphate binding; acetolactate synthase activity. The coding region runs from base 1 to 1629 and encodes 542 amino acids. The transcript has a single exon. The record is from RefSeq and is a predicted model, not a curated record. Gene Ontology annotation, cellular component: mitochondrion; acetolactate synthase complex. Gene Ontology annotation, biological process: L-valine biosynthetic process. NCBI's taxonomy places the organism in Eukaryota, Fungi, Ascomycota, Eurotiomycetes, Eurotiales, Aspergillaceae.
AUGGUGGCACUCUCCAUGGCUGACGGCUAUGCCCGACUGACUGGCAAGCCGCAAGCAGUUAUCGUCCAUGUCGAUGUCGGCACACAAGGCCUGGGAGCAGCCGUCCACAAUGCCUCGUGCGGGCGCGCCCCGGUGUUGAUCUUUGCCGGUCUAUCGCCCUACACGAUCGAGGGUGAGAUGCGAGGCUCUCGUACAGAGUAUAUCCACUGGAUCCAAGAUGUGCCGGAUCAAAAGCAGAUCGUCUCCCAGUAUUGCCGGUACACGGGGGAGAUCAAGUCGGGCAAGAACGUUAAGCAGAUCGUCAAUAGGGCUUUGCAGUUCGCGACUAGUGACCCACAGGGACCUGUGUAUCUGGUUGGGGCACGAGAGGUCAUGGAAGAGGAUAUCGAGCCGUAUCAGCUCAACCAGGCUGUUUGGGGUCCGGUGUCUCCGGCUGCUCUGCCAACAUCUGGCGUUGAAUUGAUUACGUCUGAGCUUGCGGCUGCGAAGAGGCCAUUGGUUAUUGCCGGGUAUUCCGGUAGGAAGGCCCAGGCUGUGACUGAGCUGGUUAACCUGGCGAAUAACUUUAAGGGAGUCCGAGUGCUGGAUACCGGUGGUAGUGAUAUGUGCUUCCCGGCUGACCACCCGGCAUGGCUUGGAUUAAGGUAUCCAGGCCAUGAGUUGAUUAGCACGGCCGAUUUGAUCCUUGUGAUUGACUGUGAUGUUCCUUGGGUGCCAACGCAGUUCAAGCCUUCCGCAUCGGCCAACAUUAUUCACAUUGAUGUCGAUCCAUUGAAGCAACAGAUUCCAGUCUUCUACAUUAACUCAAUGGCUACGUUCCGCGCCGACUCUUCCAUCGCACUGAAGCAGAUCAAUGAUUAUGUUGCUUCGCAGGCAUCUCUGCAGCAAUUUACUGGUUCUAAGGAGAACAUCGCCAUGGGAGAACGUCGAAAUGAAGAUUAUGCGAAACGCCGGCAGGAAAUCUCCGAUCUUGCUGUGGCCCCGAAGGGCGGCGACAGCGCCCCGCUGAAUAUCAAUUAUCUCAUGGCGCAGGUCCGCCAAGGUGUCCCGAUUGAUACGAUCUGGGCGAUCGAAGCCGUGACGUUGAGCCACUUUGUCGCCGAUCAAGUUUCAGCCACGCUACCACAAUCAUGGAUCAACUGCGGAGGUGGCGGUCUUGGGUGGUCUGGCGGCGGUGCACUUGGCAUCAAGCUUGCGAGCGACGUGCAGCACGGUGGACCUGGGAAGGGCAAGUUCGUGUGCCAGGUCGUUGGCGAUGGAACAUUUUUGUUCUCGGUGCCUGGGUCUGUAUAUUGGAUUGCCCGUCGCUACGGAAUUCCCGUUUUGACUAUCGUCUUGAACAACAAGGGCUGGAAUGCCCCUCGGCGAAGCAUGUUGCUUGUUCAUCCCGAAGGUGAUGGAUCCCGUGCUACGAACGAGGAUCUCAAUAUCUCCUUUGCGCCCACACCUGACUAUGCUGGUAUUGCCAAGGCUGCGGCGGGUGGUGAGUUGUGGGCCGGGCGGGCCUCGAGUGUCUCCGAGCUUGCACAGAAGCUCCCGGAGGCUAUCCAGAGUGUUCUGAGUGGAAAGGCGGCGGUGUUGGAAGCGCAGCUCGAUGGGACUACAGGUAAAUAUGUGGGGAGUUCGUGA